Pyricularia pennisetigena is the source of this 1452-nucleotide messenger RNA. RefSeq lists its product as uncharacterized. Bases 1 to 1452 code for a protein of 483 amino acids. The transcript has a single exon. Gene Ontology annotation, cellular component: cytoplasm. Gene Ontology annotation, molecular function: S-adenosylmethionine-dependent methyltransferase activity; tRNA methyltransferase activity. The record is from RefSeq and is a predicted model, not a curated record. NCBI's taxonomy places the organism in Eukaryota, Fungi, Ascomycota, Sordariomycetes, Magnaporthales, Pyriculariaceae. Gene Ontology annotation, biological process: wybutosine biosynthetic process; tRNA methylation.
AUGAACAACACUCCUGGCCAAGUAUCAGCGUCCCCCACGCCAUCAGACCCCCGCUCACCGCGCCCUCCCAGGCCCAAAAAGCCAAAGGCCGGCAACCCAAUUUCAGUCGCGGUGCAGAAAUGGACGACCUUGCCCAGGGUCGCGCAGAGGCUGCAGGCCGUCGCCGUCUCGUCGACGGCUCUGGUCGACGCGGCGCCGAAGCGCUGGGUCAUCUACGAGCCCAUGGCCCUGCUGCCCAGUGGGAGCUUUGCGUCGGAAGACUGGCGGAAGGUCUUGGAUGGUCCCCCGCCUGGUGAUGGAGAUGAUGACGAAGGCGCCGACACCAGCAGCGACGGUGGUUGGUUGCUGUCGGCCUUGUGGCGCGGCAUCCUCGACGGCCUCUCGGCAAAGUCCCCCCAGCCCCUGACGCACCUGGCCGUCAACGACGGCAUCCCGCUAAACCUCCCCGGGGGCGCCGCCGAUGACGCACCCGCGCCGAGGGGACAGGUGUCUGCAGCGGGCUCGGACCUGUCGCCGCGGGAGAACAUCCUGCGCAGCCCCAGCGGCCUGCGGAUGCUGUAUGGGGAUUUCGGCCCGGGGGAGGCAACAAAAGGUGGCGACGACGGCGACGCGGCCGAGGAGCCAGUUGCGGAUCAGGACUUUGACCUCGCCCUCUGGGUCUCGACCAAGCAAAACGGCAUCUACCAGACGUGGGCGCCGCGAUGGACAAUGUUCAGCCGCGGCAACGUCAAGGAGAAGGCCCGGCUGCUGGCAUUCCACGAGGAUCGAGGCUCUUCGUCGGUCCCAGGCACCACCACCACAACCAACACACCCCAUCCCGUCCCACCCCAAGCAUCUACGGCGGCCUCACCGCCUUGGGCCGUAGAUCUGUACGCGGGGAUCGGGUACUUUGUCUUCUCGUACGCCAAGCUUGGCAUGCGCGUCUUGUGCUGGGAGGUGAACCCGUGGAGCGUCGAAGGGCUGAGGAGGGGCGCCCGCCGCAACGGGUGGAAGGCCAAGGUGGUCAGGGGCAGCCGGGAUCUGGGCAGGCCGACCCCCGACUUGAUAGACGACGACGACCACAUCGUCGUGUUCCUCGAGAGCAACGUCGAGGCCUCGAGGAGGUUGCGGGAGCUGCGCUCUGCUGCUUCCCCGGACGCAGCCGGCUUCUUGAACGUGGUCCACGUCAACUGCGGCUUCCUGCCAACGAGCCAGCCGAGCUGGGGCCUGGCGGUGGAUAUCGUCCGCGGCACAAAGGGGAGCUGGCUUCAUUUGCACGAGAACGUGGCCGAUGACGACAUUUUAGAGCGUGGCAAGGAGAUCGAGACGGUGAUUGGAAGCCACGUUGAUCAUGCUAAAGCCUCGGGUGACGACGACCCGCCCCGGCGAGUAGCUCUGCAGCAUACCGAGCUGGUCAAAACAUUCGCCCCUGGGGUGUGGCAUUGUGUAUUUGACGUCUAUGUUGGCAUCUGA